UUCCCUCUCCCCCUCUCUGUUAUCCUUCUCUGGUUCAAAAUGUGAGGAUGGAAAAUUUCAUCAAAUCUCACAUUUUUAUUUAUUUUUUUGCCACCAUCCACUAAAUAAAAUAAAAAAUCCAACAAAUUUAAACCCCUCUGCUCAUUUUCUGCAACCCCAUUUCUUCCCUCCGUUUACUUGCUAAGAAAACGCAGGAAUAACAAAACUAUAAUUUUCUCAGCAACCAAACAAUCCCCAACAAAUGGAAGUGGAAGUGAAAGUCAGACUCCCAGACUCAACCUCCCACCAAAAACUCUCUACACUCCUCUCCCCAUUCCACACCAAAACCCUUCUCCAAGAAAACGUCUUCUUCGAUGGCUCCGACUCCCAACUCUCCUCCAACCUCGCCGUCCUCCGCCUCCGCUUCAUCACCGCCACCGCUCCUAACCACUGUAUCCUUUCCCUCAAGGCCCAACCCGUAAUUUCACGAGGAAUAAGCCGUGCCCAGGAGCUGGAAGAACCCAUGGACCCCACUCUCGGUCGCGCCUGCAUAGCCGAGCCAUGGCGGCUCUUGUCAGUCACUGACUCCGCCAUCGUUGAGAGAGUGAAGCAAGAGUUUGGGGUUUCUGGGUUGGUUUGCUUAGGUGGGUUUAGGAAUGUGAGGUCGGUGUAUGAUUGGCAAGGGUUAAAGAUUGAGGUGGAUGAGACUAACUUUGAUUUUGGGACGUGUUAUGAGGUGGAAUGCGAGACUGGUGAUCCUGAACGGGACAAGAAGGUGAUUGAGAGGUUUUUGGAGGAUAAUGGGAUUGGGUUUGAGUAUUCCCAGGUGUCCAAAUUCGCGGUGUUUCGGUCAGGCAAGUUGCCACUGUAACUCUGUCUCUAAUGUUUUGAAUUUGUUUUUGUUCUGUGAUGCAGUACUAAUGUAAUCAUAGGUCUUAGAAUUGGACAGGUUUUUGUUUGCUCUAAUGUGUGUGUUUGUUGAUAAUUGGAUAGUUACAACAGGGGGAGGUGAAAUUAAAUUUGAACCUGAAUGUUUUAGUUGAAAACAGCAGGAGGUGCCAGUUGAGCUAUCUUGAGGGCUUGAAUAUUUGUGUUUCCUGUUAGUGUGCGUUUGGGAAGCCAAGGAGGAAAAAAAAUUGACUUUUGAGUUUAGUUUGGUGUGUCCCACAUGAAGAAAAAGGAAGAAGAAACUUUCCUCUUCUCUAGGUUACUUUUAGCAAUAAACAAUCAACAAAGCAUAUGUAAAGUCACUAGAACUAAUGUUUUAGCUCAUGGAUAAUACAAUCUACUUAAGAUAAUGCCUUGUGAAGCAGAGGUUAUUGGUGUGAAUAUUCUUAUUUCCCUUUCAUUGGGAUCAAAGUCACUAAUGUUUGAUUAAGGUUCCUAGUAGCAAGGUGGAAAUGUUAUGCAUGUGAAGAUACUGAAAAAUGAAGAGUAUUUUGCAAGCUAUUAAAUGGGAAGUAAAAUUGAGUUGUUGCAAGAGGGAGAAUCAAAAACACAGUUCUAAACAGGGCUUCAUGCUGCUGCUGGGGGAUUCCAGUUUCUGUCCUGAAGAAGACCUCUAAUUAGAGCUCAUAUGUGCAAUGCUUAUAUCUGAGUAGGGACUUGAUUUGGGAUAAUUUGUAGAGUUUAGCAUAAUGCUAAUAAUUGCUGAGUAUGGCAUGUUGGCUCAGUUGUAUUACUGACUUCUCUGUGGUGUUUAUGCUCAAUAAAAUUUCUGCUUACUUUAAAAAAAGGAAAAAAGAAAAAAAGAAGAAAAAACAUCUGGUAGCUGAAAAGGGCGUGUGUAUCCAUCCUUUUUAUGUAUGUUCUUUCAGAUGCUUAAUGUAAGUUCAUAUUUUUCCCCUCCUAUA
Quercus lobata is the source of this 1832-nucleotide messenger RNA. RefSeq names its product triphosphate tunnel metalloenzyme 3-like. Bases 242 to 850 code for a protein of 202 amino acids. The transcript has a single exon. Lineage: Eukaryota; Viridiplantae; Streptophyta; Magnoliopsida; Fagales; Fagaceae. The record is from RefSeq and is a predicted model, not a curated record.